AUGGGCAUCGAGGGUGGCCGUGGCGACGGCAUGGCGUGCUUCAAGGAAUGGAGCAGCCGCGACCAGAUACUGCAACUGCGGAAUAAAAUCUACCUGGAAGAAAAGUACAAGACUGCUUAUUAUCAAACAGCAGAGAAAGAGAUAGUGGAAAAUUUGGAUAAAGUUAAGCAACUACGCAAGGAUGUAAUCCUGGAAAGCAUCAAGUUCCAAAAAGCCGAUCGGGUGGUUGAGAAUGCCAUUGCUCAUGAAUGUGAGGAUCGAAAGGAUUUAAAACUUUGCUUAACAAAAGCUGCCAUUGAGGAUUCCAAGGAGUUACUGAAUAAGCAUCUGUAUGACACUGUAAACUUGUACAAUUUAAACUGCUAUGAAGUUAAGAAACGAGAAAGGAUUUUGAUGGACCUUACACAAACCUUGAAGACCAUGAAGAAGGAGACACAGUUUGAUGAAGAGGAGCGCAAUGAUCUUCAGACAAUCCGUCAGAUUGAGAAUAAAAUAGAGAAGAUGGAUACUAAAAUCCAUGUUGCGAAACAGAUUUAUCAGAUGUACCAGGGCAUCCUGGAGUGCUUGCACAGGGAUGCAGCCUUCAUACCUCAGAAAGUGGACAGCUUCAGUGCCAUUGUGGAUGCACACAAAGCUGAGCUAACAGCAUUAACUCGGAUGUCUCAGGAAGCUGCGGAGGCACGAAAAAGCAUGAGGAUGGAGUUAGAUGCUCUGGAAAAGUCUUACAGUAUAGAGAAGAAAGAGCAAGAUGCCAUGCUGGCCAACCGGCGAAAGCUGCUGAGCCUGGAGAAGUAUGCACUGAAGCACAUUGAUGUUCCAUCUCUCAGAUCAAGCAGUAGACAUUCAUCAACCAGUGGAGUGAGAGUGAGAAAAAGUAUAGCAGAUUUUGGAAUGCGGUCACAUAAUGAAAAUACCGUGAUCAAUGAAAUCAACAAAUUGAAGGAGCUAAUGUCCUGUUCAAAACUAGAGGACAUAGAACAGAGAAUCAACAUGCAGAUUGCAACUAGUGACUACCUGCAAUGGAAGCUCAGGCAGCGGAAAGAGAAACGAAAUAAUCUGAGCAAAGAGCUUCAGAAUUUGACUCUCGAACAUGCUGAGUUGAAGUUUGACCCUCAUAAGACCAUGAACAGUUUGGUGGCUUUGAAGGCAGGUACAGAAGACCAGCUGAAUCAUGAAAAGGAUAAACUGCAAGUGACAUUAUGGCAACUUUACAACUGUGAGAGGCUGCUCCUCGCCUUUGAUAAUGGGAUUGACAGCCUCUAUUACUUCCUAUAUGGCAUUGAAGGUGCCAGUGAGCUUAUAUCUAGUGAACCACAGGAUACCUAUGAAAAGUUACAUAUAUGUGACGAGAAAUUAGUUUUCUUGGAGAAUAAGCUUGCAGAUUUUGUUUUCGAGGACUGGAUGAGAAGCGAGCAGGAGAAGUUGACAGAAUUAAUAGAAAAGGCAUUCGCUGAGAGCCAGAAGAGCAAAAAAAUGGAUUUAGGUUAUGAUAUGCAAGAUGACUUUGACUACGUAAUAGCAGGCAACGAUGGUGUUCUCACAAGAGAGGAAAUCAAAAGACAGAGCGAGCUUCUCGUCCAAGAUAAAACGAGAGUAGUGAGGAGAGUGAAGAAGAAAGGCAGGAAACAAUAUGUCAGCAAGAAAAAAGUUGUAUGUUAG
This is a messenger RNA of Hypanus sabinus (Atlantic stingray), 1659 nucleotides long. RefSeq lists its product as uncharacterized. The record is from RefSeq and is a predicted model, not a curated record. The transcript has 14 exons. Lineage: Eukaryota; Metazoa; Chordata; Chondrichthyes; Myliobatiformes; Dasyatidae. Bases 1 to 1659 code for a protein of 552 amino acids.